This is a messenger RNA of Folsomia candida, 810 nucleotides long. RefSeq lists its product as uncharacterized. The transcript is spliced from 3 exons. The record is from RefSeq and is a predicted model, not a curated record. NCBI's taxonomy places the organism in Eukaryota, Metazoa, Arthropoda, Collembola, Entomobryomorpha, Isotomidae. The coding region runs from base 159 to 737 and encodes 192 amino acids.
GGUGGACCCUUGGGCGAUUUGAGGGGGAGGACGCCUGACACCCAGCCGACGUAGAGGGCGGAGGAGAAGCCUUCCAGCACCAUGGUGUAGAUGGUCAGACGGUGGGCAAAAAGUGAGUGGGAGAGAGACACAAAGUGGGUCUAGGGCUUGUUUUUUCAAUGGAAUUAUUCAGAUAUGCUCAUCCAUCAAGUCUGCAUGUUGACAUAUUUAAUAUGCUUCCAGGUGUGGACACGACUAUGCACUUAAUUUCUUGGACAAUGCGGUGUCUGAAUUUGUACACAAUCGUCCCCAAAAUGUUGUGGAUGCUUGGAGUGGCCGCCAUUAUUGUGGACAUCGUGUCCAGAUUUUCGGGUGGCGAAAAAUCAGGCCAUUCGGAUGUUCCACACGUCGUGGUGCAUAAAUCCAAACCACCCCCGGUUAUAAGUGCUGCACUGCCACCCACACCAAUUUCUGCCCCCACGAUCGACGUGACUUACAUCGUUCUCACCGAAAAGAAGGAACGCACUCCGCUAAAUCCCAUGGACAACAAUGAUGUUUCCCCUGUCCCAGAAAACUCUGGUGAAGAGUCGGUAAAGAAAGCAGGUGGGGACAAAUUAGGAGGUCAUUCGAAUCCUGAGGAUGACUUACCAAACAAGAUGGAACCUUCGGAUAUCGAAAUAGAAAAGCCCACCAAUCCAAAAGUGACGGGGAAUGAUGAUGUACAGGAAAUUGGGGUUCACAGGAUGGGAAGAAAAUGAAUUGUCCACAUGUUUUGAAAGCAUUUAUUGCGUACAACAUAUCAAAAUUUUAAAUAAAUGUAUUAAUGAAGAA